CUGGCCCUGCAGUCGCUGCCUUAACCCGGCACCAGAGCGCUGAGCUGUGGGGCUGAUCCAGAGAGUGCGUACAACUGGUUCCUAGCUCCGGAGCUAGCUGCCCCAUCACCCUCUCCCUGAGGAUGCUGCUGCCACUGAGCCUGUCCUGGCUGGGCCCGUCCCCAUGGCCGCUGCUGCUGCUUGUCGGGGCCUCCUGGCUGCUGUUCCGAGCCCUGUCCUGGGCCUGGGCCUUCCAGGACAUGUGCCGGCGCCUGCGCUGCUUCCCACAGCCCCCCAAUAGGAGCUGGUUCUGGGGGCACCUGGACCUGGUGAAGGGUAACGAGGAGGGCUUGCAGCUGAUGGAGGCCUUGGGCCGCUCCUUCCAAGAUGUGCAUCUGUGGUGGAUGGGACCCGUGCACCCCGUCUUGAGAAUUGUGCACCCCAAAUUUGUGGCCCCCUUGCUCCAGGCUCCAGCCGAGGUUGCCCCCAAGGACAUGCUGUUCUACGGCUUCCUGAAGCCCUGGCUAGGGGACGGGCUACUGCUGAGCAAAGGGGACAAGUGGAGCCGCCACCGCCGCCUGCUGACGCCCGCCUUCCACUUCCACAUCCUGCGGCCCUACGUGAGGGUCUUCAACCAGAGCACAGACAUCAUGCACGCCAAGUGGAGGCGCCUGGCGGAGGGGGGCAGCGCCCACCUGGACAUGUUCGAGCACAUGAGCCUCAUGACCUUGGACAGUCUGCAGAAAUGCGUCUUCGGGUUCGACAGUGACUGCCAGGAGAGACCCAGCGAGUACAUUGCAGCCAUCCUGGAGCUCAGCGCCCUAGUGGCCAAGAGGUGCCGCCACAUCCUGCUCUUUUGGGACCCCGUGUACCACCUCACGGCCGACGGGCGGCGCUUCCGCCGGGCCUGCCGCCUGGUGCACGCCUUCACUGAUGCCGUGAUCCGCGAGCGCCGCCGCACCCUCCCGUCCGAGGGCCUGGACGAACUGCUUAGGGCCAAGGCCAAGGCCAAGACGCUGGACUUCAUCGAUGUGCUGCUGCUUGCCAGGGAUGAGAACGGGCAACAACUGUCGGACGAGGACAUCAGGGCUGAGGCCAACACCUUCAUGUUCAAGGGACAUGACACCACGGCCAGCGGCCUGUCCUGGGUCCUGUUCAACCUGGCCCAGCACCCGGAGCACCAGGAGCGCUGCCGGGAGGAGGUGGAGGCGCUGCUUCGGGGCCGGGCGACCCAGGAGGUGGAGUGGGACGACCUAGCGCAGCUGCCCUUCCUGACCAUGUGCAUCAAGGAAAGUCUUCGGCUACACCCGCCCGUCAUAGUCAUCUCCCGCUGCUGCUCCCAGGACCUGCCGUUCCCAGAUGGCCGUGUCCUCCCCAAAGGGAACACUUGUUCUGCCAGUAUCUUUGGGGUCCAUCACAACCCGACCGUCUGGCUGGAACCCCAGGUGUAUGAUCCCUACCGCUUUGAGUCCGAAAAAGUCAAGGAAAGGUCCCCAUUGGCCUUCAUCCCCUUCUCCGCGGGGCCCAGGAACUGCAUCGGGCAGACGUUUGCCCUGGCCGAGAUGAAGGUGGUCCUGGCGCUGACCCUGCUGCGCUUCCGUGUGUGGCCGGGGGAGCAGGAGCCUCGCCGGAAGCCGGAGCUCAUCCUGCGAGCUGAGGGCGGCCUCUGGCUAAGGCUGGAGCCACUGGGGGUUUGGGGUGCCAGCCCCACUGGCCCAUGAUGGUCCGUGGUGACCCAUGAUGACCCUUUGAUGAUCCUGUCGACCUAGGAUGACCUGCACUGACCUGUGCAGACACUUGAUAAUAAUAAAGUUGUUUCUUCCC
This is a messenger RNA of Suncus etruscus (white-toothed pygmy shrew), 1803 nucleotides long. Its product is annotated as cytochrome P450 4F3-like. Gene Ontology annotation, molecular function: iron ion binding; monooxygenase activity; heme binding. NCBI's taxonomy places the organism in Eukaryota, Metazoa, Chordata, Mammalia, Eulipotyphla, Soricidae. The record is from RefSeq and is a predicted model, not a curated record. The transcript is spliced from 13 exons. The coding region runs from base 123 to 1700 and encodes 525 amino acids.